GCAAAUCAAAACUCGACUCCUGGUCAACCUCACCUCCUGCCCAACAAUCUCGCCGCACACCUGAACAACCCGGGUAUGCCAGGCCAGUCUUCCGGUACUCCGCAAAUCAACAACCCCUCCGGCAACCCUUCCUCGUCGGGCAAACUCCUCCUGCUUCCACCCGGCCGAGCGCCUCCCCCAGGCUCAGAAGAAUCCAAGAUUUAUAUCCUCAUCGCCGAACUCCUUGAUCCUCAGACGAGAGAGACUGCCCUGCUCGAACUAUCCAAGAAGAGGGAGAUGUACGAAGACCUCGCGCUCGUGCUCUGGGGAGGGUUUGGGAUCAUGAGCUCGUUGUUGCUCGAGAUUGUCUAUGUCUACCCGGCUCUAAGCCCACCCAGCUUGAGUGCACACGCGAGUAACAGGGUGUGUAACGCGUUGGCGCUGUUGCAAUGUGUAGCGAGUCAUGCCGAGACGAGGAGCUUGUUCUUGAACGCCCAUAUUCCGUUGUUCCUCUACCCCUUCUUGAACACGACGAGCAAGACGAGACCGUUCGAGUACCUCAGACUGACCUCGCUCGGUGUCAUUGGGGCUCUGGUCAAGCAAAAUGACAACUCGGACGUCAUUAACUUUCUGCUCUCGACCGAGAUCAUCCCCCUCUGUCUGCGAAUCAUGGAAACCGGCUCGGAACUUUCCAAGACGGUGGCCAUCUUCAUCGUUCAAAAGAUCCUGCUCGACGACCUGGGUCUCGCUUAUAUCUGCCAGACUUACGAGAGAUUCUACGCUGUUGGGACUGUGCUCAGCAACAUGGUCAACGCGCUCGUGGAUACGCAGGCGGUCAGGUUGUUGAAGCACGUCGUCAGGUGUUAUUUGAGGCUCAGUGAUAACCCGAGGGCGAGGGAAGCGCUGAGGGCUUGUCUUCCCGAUGCGCUCAGGGACGGAACGUUCUCCACCCUGCUCAAGGGAGAUGCUGUCACCAAGCGAUGCCUCACUCAAUUGCUCCAAAACCUCUCGGAGCGAUCCGAGUGAGGGAAGGUUUCGAGAGUGACAUUCGGGUGCGAUUCCCAUCUACACCCAGCUCCGGACGAAAUGGUUGCCGAUACCAACCGCACCUCAAAAUUCCGGUCUUCAAAUACCCUCAUUCCCAACAUCUUGGGACAGUUUCGAGAACGAUCUAAUGGAUACACACACGCCCACAUACGACAUCGACACAGACGCCUUUCACCCACACAACUACAUCCACUUGCCGUCUCUUUCCAUCUUGUUCUCCUGCAUAGGUCAAAAUCUACCACGUCGUGCCGAUCUUUCGACCUCCACAAACCAUUCCAGAUCGAAUAUCGCGACACCCUUUCUCGUCUUCUGGGCCAAUACCGGCUAUAAUCUUUCGGGAUUCGGAGCGCAACCAUAUUUUCACGCUACGGGUUGUUGAAUCAUACGAUCUUCCUUCUCUCGUUUCUCUCAAAUUUGUACCGAAUAUUCGCCCGGAACCGUCUGCUGAGACGUCCUGGCGGUUUUUCUUCCCUU
Messenger RNA from Filobasidium floriforme, 1500 nucleotides. RefSeq lists its product as uncharacterized. Gene Ontology annotation, biological process: negative regulation of translation; mRNA catabolic process. NCBI's taxonomy places the organism in Eukaryota, Fungi, Basidiomycota, Tremellomycetes, Filobasidiales, Filobasidiaceae. Gene Ontology annotation, cellular component: CCR4-NOT core complex; P-body; CCR4-NOT complex. Bases 76 to 1005 code for a protein of 309 amino acids. The record is from RefSeq and is a predicted model, not a curated record. The transcript has 6 exons.